Messenger RNA from Cornus florida, 1880 nucleotides. RefSeq names its product UDP-xylose transporter 3-like. Bases 387 to 1445 code for a protein of 352 amino acids. Gene Ontology annotation, molecular function: antiporter activity; UDP-xylose transmembrane transporter activity. Gene Ontology annotation, cellular component: Golgi apparatus. NCBI's taxonomy places the organism in Eukaryota, Viridiplantae, Streptophyta, Magnoliopsida, Cornales, Cornaceae. The transcript is spliced from 8 exons. The record is from RefSeq and is a predicted model, not a curated record.
ACACACCCGCGAGACUGUUAAGUAAAAGGGCCAUCUCUAAAGAUAUUUCAUAUAUAACCCACAUUCGCCGGCAUGAAAUAAGCAUGAACCACCAGAAAAGUCAAAUUAUUUCUUCAAUUAAUUACCCCCAUUCUUCUUCUACUCAAUUUCACUGAUCCACUGUCCAACACAACACAAAGGAUUUCACUGAUCUAUCAUCCUCAUAGCCACAGUUGAGCUGGCUGGUGUCUUAUUUCUGUCUAAUUUUGGGUAAAUUAUAUGAAUGGGGUAUGAUUUGUAUACUUGUAUGAUUUAUUAGUAACUUGAUUACUACUAGAAUUGUUGGAUGUGCGGUCUGCGAGGAGUAGAAUUCGAGAUCGAGGCUGAGCGAUUGAAGCGGAGUGAAGAUGAGUGAGAGCCAGCGGUUUCAGCUGGGAACUGUUGGAGCAUUGAGUUUGUCUGUGGUUUCGUCGGUGUCCAUCGUGAUUUGCAACAAGGCGCUUAUUAGCACACUUGGUUUCACUUUUGCUACAACCUUGACAAGCUGGCAUCUUCUGGUCACAUUCUGUUCUCUUCAUGUGGCAGUAUGGAUGAAAUUGUUUGAGCACAAGCCUUUCGAUCCAAAAGCUGUAAUGGGUUUUGGCAUACUGAAUGGGACAUCUAUUGGACUUUUGAAUCUUAGCUUAGGUUUCAACUCUGUUGGUUUCUACCAGAUGACAAAAUUGGCAAUCAUCCCGUGUACAGUACUUUUGGAGACUCUUUUCUUUAGGAAGAUUUUCAGUCGGAAUGUUCAGCUUUCACUUACCGUCCUCCUUUUGGGUGUUGGAAUUGCAACUGUAACUGAUUUGCAGCUCAAUGUCCUAGGUUCUGUCCUAUCUCUGCUUGCAGUUGUUACAACGUGUGUUGCACAGAUUAUGACCAAUACCAUCCAGAAGAAGUUCAAGGUUUCUUCAACCCAACUCCUGUAUCAGUCUUGUCCCUAUCAGGCAAUCACUUUGUUUCUCACUGGACCUUUCGUAGACGGGCUUUUGACAAAUCAGAAUGUUUUUGCUUUCAAUUAUACCCCUCAAGUGCUGGCCUUCAUUGUUCUGUCCUGCCUGAUUUCAGUCUCUGUAAAUUUCAGUACCUUUCUGGUGAUUGGAAGGACAUCUCCAGUUACCUAUCAGGUCCUAGGACAUCUAAAAACAUGCCUAGUUUUGGCCUUCGGCUAUGUUUUACUUCAUGACCCUUUUAGUUGGCGAAACAUUUUAGGAAUCCUGAUUGCUGUAGUUGGAAUGGUACUCUAUUCUUAUUGUUGCACUCUUGAGAGCCAGCAAAAGGCUAGUGAAGCAUCAGUGCAAUUGUCCCAGGCAAAGGAAAGUGAAUCUGAUCCUCUAAUAAGUGUGGAAAACGGAGCUAGCAUUUUAACCGAUGGUGUUGUCUCAAAAGCCCCUGCAUGGAAUUCAAAUAAAGACUUUCAAGCUUGAAGUUUCCUGAAAUCUCUAUUAAUUCGUUCAACCUAGUUCAAAUUAGUAGACAAAAAGUUUUCCAGCGAUGAAGAUUUCGCUGCAUGGGACUUUCAUAGCACAAGGUGGGAUGUUCCUAGAUCACUUGUAUUCUUGCGGUCACCGGUCACCAGAGCUAAGAAUGUGUCUUCUGAUAUUGCAGUUUCAGUUAGCUUUGUAAGAGAGCUAGGUGUGCCAAUAAUAUGCUUAUAUACGAUGAGGUAUUUAUUUUUUAAUACAGAAGAUGUCUCCCUUGCUCUUAUCGAGAUUUGUUUGUUUUCUGUGAAGAAAAUGGAGACAUGAAGUUUUGAAGAUCAAACUUCAUCCAUUGUAACGAAAUUUGGUCUCUCUUGAGAUUGCUUAUAUCUGUUAUAUAGCCUAUUUAUGAGAAACAUACAGGUAUUCUGAGAUUGCUCA